Messenger RNA from Xylona heveae TC161, 838 nucleotides. RefSeq lists its product as hypothetical. NCBI's taxonomy places the organism in Eukaryota, Fungi, Ascomycota, Xylonomycetes, Xylonales, Xylonaceae. The record is from RefSeq and is a predicted model, not a curated record. The transcript has a single exon. The coding region runs from base 311 to 760 and encodes 149 amino acids.
AAACAAAACAGAUCGGACCGUCCAUCUAAAACACGAAAUGUGAAUCCCAUGCCCUGCGCCUCAUUGAAACCGUCUUCAAAGCAACAUCCGAAGAAAAGACCAACGUAUCAACUUAAAUAAAGGGGCCAAAGAGACUACUGCGCACGCCCGACGUCCAAUCUCACGUCCAGUCACGUUCAGGCUACCGUCCAGUCGCAGGAGCCAUUGACAAUCUACCCUGACCCUGACUCUGUCCACCCUGCUGACUACCCUGUCCCUGUUGACUCUGCUGCGAACUACCACCCUGGCUACCCUGACCCGGUUGACUACCAUGGACAGAUUGGACAGAGUGGCCGCCCUGACCACCCUGGACCUGCCGACGAAUAUAAUCACGAUUCUCAACGGCAACGCUCUUGGUCAUGUGAUUAACUUUAUACACGCCGACGAGGCGCGCCGCGAGCUCGAACAUGUUGUUGCGGAGCGAAAUGACGAUGAAUUGGGCGUUUUUGGUGCGUUCUUUGAUGUAACCUGCCACGAUGGAGACCUAUUGGAUUGUCAGUUAGUGUACAUUGUGCGUACAAUUGUUGAAGCAGUAACACGACAUCAAAGAGUAUGCGACGUUUUUUUACGCUGGUCAUGUCGAGUUGAAACGACGGGAAAAGAUGGCAUAACACGGGAAAAAGACGAUGUAAACAACGGGGGAAAACAUGAUGAAAGAAAAGAGACAAGGGAAUCAAACCAAACGGAACGAAAAGGUAAAAGCAAAAGCAAAAGCCAAUGAGGACAAGAGUCGAAUGAAAAGAGGACGAAGCGAAUGAAUGGAGAGACUGAUAGGGACAGUGAACAAACAGAGAAACUG